CGCAAUGUUUCUUCUCAAAGCAUGGAGAUCAAGCGCCUUUGGCAUUUAUGGGUACCUCAAUUUUACCAAGUCUGGCUUCAUAUGAGAAGAGAAUUUUAUGCGGAGCAAAAAACAAUUCAUCUAAUUGGACGGAAAAAAUCAAUCCCCUCAUAAUUGGAAGGAAAGUGGAUGAAGUGAACAUUCAAAGAAAUUCAACGCAGAGGAUAUGCAAGCAAGAAUAGAUGGGAAAAAUUGCAUAGUAACAGGAGCAAAUUCUGGCAUUGGCUAUGCCACAGCCCAAGGCCUCGCUUCACGUGGGGCAACUGUCUAUAUGGUUUGCCGAAACAAGGAGAGGGGAGAAGCUGCACUGUCUAAAAUUCAGUCUGCAACAGGCAACCAAAAUGUUCAUUUGGAGGUCUGUGAUCUUUCAUCUGUUGCCGAUAUAAAGGCGUUGGCAUCCAGAUUUUCUUCCAAGGAUGAGCCACUUCAUGUUUUGGUUAAUAAUGCCGGCCUGCUCGAGUCUAACCGAGUUACAACCUCAGAAGGGUUUGAGUUCAACUUUGCUGUAAAUGUAUUGGGUACUUAUUCCAUGACAGAGUCAUUGCUGCCGUUGCUGGAGAAAGCAGCACCUGAUGCUCGGGUUGUUACAGUUUCUUCCGGUGGAAUGUACACCGCACCUUUGACCAAAGAUCUGCAGUUUAGUGAUGGAAACUUUAAUGGGUUGGAGCAGUAUGCUCGAAACAAGCGUGUUCAGGUGGCACUAACAGAGAAAUGGGCUGAAAUGUACAAAAACAAAGGGAUUGGAUUCUACGCAAUGCACCCAGGUUGGGCGGAGACACCGGGGGUUAAUAGAAGUUUACCCGAUUUCUCUAAAUCUCUUUCAGGGAAGCUUAGAUCGAUGGAGCAAGGUGCGGACACAGUGAUUUGGUUGGCUCUACAGCCUAAAGAAAAAUUGGUUUCAGGCGCGUUCUAUUUCGAUAGAGCUGAGGUUCCGAAACAUCUCAUGCUUGCAGGCACCAGUGGCUCACAUGCUUUAAUCGACUCCAUAGUCGAUAAUCUACGUUCCUUGUCUGCCAUCUCUUCAUAAGAGUUCAAGAAAUUUUUUUUAGAGGACACUUUUUGAUGUCUAAGAUUAGACUCAAUUUUACCAUCCAAAUGUCUUGGAUAAGAUACCUAUUGGCUUAGUUGGUGAGGGAAGUGAGAAGAAUGUUAAGAAGUGGGAUUUUCUUAUAUGUAAUAAUGGUUUUACUUAUUACUACUUCUUGUUGCAAUCUGUACUACAAAACAUGUACUUUUACAUGUGUUUCUUUUAUUU
This is a messenger RNA of Morus notabilis, 1294 nucleotides long. RefSeq names its product dehydrogenase/reductase SDR family member 12. The transcript is spliced from 11 exons. The record is from RefSeq and is a predicted model, not a curated record. Bases 206 to 1066 code for a protein of 286 amino acids. Lineage: Eukaryota; Viridiplantae; Streptophyta; Magnoliopsida; Rosales; Moraceae.